GACUAUAGCUAGACUAUAGACUAUAGCAUAGCGGAACAUCAUGAAAAUUCACAGAUAGUAGGCCUAGAUCUAUUUAACAAUUUUGUAUGAGGCCUACAUUAAACUAAGACAAUGUUUUACUAAAUUCUACUUAGAUUUACCAUCUGAAAUACAUUGUACAAGAAUAAUGUGAACUAUGGAAUCCAAGAAUCAUCUGAAUGGUUCGAGUAAUAAUGAUGAAGAAAUCGAAAAUCACAAUCAUCUUAAUUCACGAACACGAUUAAAAAUCAAACAACCUAAGGACGAAACUAUUACAAUGGAAGCUGAAGAAAAUACAUCACACAAUCAAAUACAUGAUGAUGAAGACCUAAAAGCAGUAUUUACUGUUGAAGGGGAAGGUUUUGAUGUAGUUUUGUCUUUAAAAAAUGGGAGGAUUUCAUGGUCUUCAAUGAGUGCUCUGGGUCGAAGAAAAUCUGCAAGGCGUUUAUCUGGUUUUAAUAGUCGCCGCUCAUCAGUUACUGAGAGCUCAUCAUCAGAAGGAAUAUACCUUUCUAGUCUGUUUAGUGCAUAUGUUAAGAGACAGCCAAAAGCUGGUACUGAUAAAGAAAAUGAGGGGACUUGCCUAGGUCUGGUACUGAGUACCAUCGAGAGAAAAAAUGAAAAUAUUUUAAGGGAGAAAUCUAUUUUCUUUGAACACCCCAGUGAUGAGCUGUGUUCUGCUUGGUCAGAUAAAAUUAAAAAAUAUAUAAAACAUGCUCAUAAAAGGCCAACUACUAUAAAAUUAUUUCUUCAACCAUUUGCUGGAAGUAAAUCCGGACGAGUUUUAUAUCAAAAAUCAAUUCUACCCUUAUUUCAAAAUGCUGAUGUGAGUGUAGAUUGUUCAGAGGUACAACAUAAUGAAUUUAUAAAACAAGAGGUGAUUCAUUUAAAUCUUGAGGAUUAUGACUGUGUUGUAUGCAUGGGUGGGGAUGGAACAGUGAGCCAAGUGGUUGAUGCUGUUUUGACUCGGACACAAAAAGAGAAAGAAGUGGACAUGAAAUCUGGAGCAAACCCUGCUAGAUGUCCAGUACCAAUAGGGAUUAUUCCAAUUGGAAAAACCAACACAGUUGCACAUUCUGUUAUGGGCGUUGCUGAUCCAGUAACAGGUGCACUGCACAUCAUUCAUGGCCAUUUCCAGGCAGUAGAUGUCUGCUCUAUUGCUACGCCAGAUAAAUUUCACCAAUGGGGGUUCAAUUGCCAGUAUGGCUUUGCUGGUCAAGUGCUUACGUUCAUGAAAAGAUACAAAGCUCUUGGUUCCAAAAGAAUUGAUGCUGCAGUUAUCAAAGCCUUAACUAAAUCAAAACUCAGAGCUUAUGAGUGUGAUAUUGAGUAUAUUCCUGCUGAUAAAUCUGUAAAAAAUGAUGUACCAUGCAGAACAGGCUGCAACAUCUGUUGGGAUGAAGAAAUUAUAAAAACAAACAUUGAAGAAACAACAAUUGAUUUUGUUCAAGAGCUUGGCCCUCUAGAUCAGUCUUUCACAAGUAGCACAAGUUCUAUCAUUGAUCUACCUCAGGAUAACCCUUGGAGAUCACUGAAAGGAAAAUACAUGAAUGUGGGAUUGUUUGCACUGCCAGGCUUAAGUGAUUUAACUCCUCAAGGGCUCUGUCGGUUUACUCAUCUCAAUAACGGCACACUAGACCUCGUGCUUGUCAAAGAGGUGGAGAAGAAAGAGUUUGUUCGCCAUUUGAGAAGACUGGGAAAUACUAAAGAUCCGUUUGAUUUCCCAUUCAUUGAAAUUCACAAAAUUAAGCAAGUUCGUUUUCGACCACGUUUCCCUACAGGGUGGAACUACAAUGACCAUGAAUUUAAUGAAAUUAAAUACCAGAUAGAGAGAGAAUCACAAAUACAAAACAAGUUAUCAAGUCCUGAUUUCAAAAGCUCUGUUGAUAUCAUUGAUUUGUCUGAAGAGGAGGAAGAUGAGCCUGAAGAAGAGAAUAAAAAAGAAAGUGAAGAGCCAUCAGAACAACCCAGACUUGUUGGGCCGAUGUAUCGCAAAACUUUCAGAGAAAUUGAGAUGGAGAAAAAAAGAAAACAUGAAAGGAAAAAAGAGGAAAAAAUCAAAGCCAAGGAGGAAUCCAAGAUGAUAUCUGUGUGGAACAUAGAUAAUCAAAUUGCUCAUUUGCUCAGUCUUGAUAUUAAAGUGCAUCACGGCCUCUUAAAGCUGAAUGGUCUAGGUGUCUCUCCCAACACAGAAUUUUCAGAAGUCAGAUUUGGCUGUUUAUCAGGAAUGUAGACCUUGUUCAAAUUUACAGUGCAAUUUUUACUAUGCAACAUCUGAGAGUCAACUGCUGGUUUUUUUCUUUAUUUAUUUUUCAUGAAAACAAUAGAUUUUAGUUACUAUUUUUAGAGAUUUUUUAGUUUAGAAUCAAUCAACUCCUUCAUACUUUGUACAUAUUUUAUACUAGCCAUAAUUUACAUAUUUUCUUAUAUAUUUUUUUACUCUGUAUUAAGGUUGGUAAACCUUUGUAUCAUUCACAAAUUCUAUUUAAGCAAAUAUUUUAUAGGUCUUAAAAGCUUGAUUACUGAAGUAAAUAAUUUAUGAAUGAAUAACUAUUUUGCUAGUUAUAAUUUAGCUCUUACAAUCUUAAAAAAGACCUAGCUACCUUCGGAAAAUAUUUCAAUUUAAUAUAUUAAGCAAAUAAUCACUAACCUUAUAUGGGGCGUACAAAUCUAGUUCUGUCAUUAAGCAGCCUAUGGGUUUACUAAAUAGAGUAUAGGAAUAGGAUAGUUUAAAAGAAUUUUCUUUUUAACCACAUUUUGUGCAUUAGAGAAGUUUGCUUGAUUAUUUUUUUUUAAGCUUUAAAUUCAACAGCUUUUAAAUGAUGUAAAAAAAAAGUAUAUGCGGAUCAAUUUAUCAGUCUGGUGAUAAACAGCUAGUCAAUGCAAUCUUAAGCACAAUCCAAAUGCUUUCUAUUUUUUAUAAAACACAAGUAAUAAGUAGAUUAAUUUGUAGAUUAAUUUACCAUUUAAACAAAAUAACAGCACAGACAAGCAUUUCAAUUUUAAGUGUUCAUCAUAUAUGUAAAAUUUCAAAGCCUUUUUCACAUAUAUAUAAUCAAGCAUGUGAUCUUUGAAAAUUUUAUUCAACUUUUGUAAGAAUAAAAAUCUGUGCAAAGCUUUGAUUUUAAGACAGCUUUCACUUUUUGCUGUGUUUUCUCACUGGCAACAUCAAUGUUCAAAUAAAACCAAUAAAAAUACAGCUAAAAUU
Molecule: messenger RNA, 3226 nt
Organism: Physella acuta
Lineage: Eukaryota; Metazoa; Mollusca; Gastropoda; Physidae
Product: ceramide kinase-like protein
Biological process (GO): ceramide metabolic process; phosphorylation
Molecular function (GO): ceramide kinase activity
Source: RefSeq, a predicted model, not a curated record